AUGUUACUUGGAUAUUUUAUAGCAGAAAUCAAAAAUGAAAAAGGUGAUGAUUAUAAACCAAAUACAUUGUAUGAAAUCAUUAUUUCGAUCCAGUAUUAUAUGCGACAGAAUGGUCGUUUUCUUUCUAUGAUGGAUGAUGGUGAUUUUCGUGGAAUGAAGGUUGUUUUGUAUGCAAAAAUGAAAGAUUUGAACCGUCAGGGAAAAUGUGUACAGAGGCGACAGGUCGAUAUUAUAAAUGAGAAACACGAAAACAUGAUGUGGAAUAAUGGGAUUCUUGGAAGCAACAGUCCACAACAACUAUUGGAUACCCUAGUCUUUCAACUCGGUCUCCAUUUUGCCUUAAGAGCUGGGCAGGAACAUCGUAAUCUUCGUACGGGUGCAUUGUCUCAACUGACAGUCAAACUAGAUAAUCAGGACCUUAAAUAUUUAGACUAUCACGAGGAUGUUUCAAAGACAAAUGAAGGAGGAUUACAACAUCGAAAAAUGACACCGAAAAUAACCAGAGCAUAUGAAAACAAAGAAUACCCUGAGAGAUGUCCAGUGAAAAUGUAUGAAAAAUAUAUGAGCUUGAGGCCUAAAAAUGGUAAAGUGACGCGUUCUAUUUGA
Messenger RNA from Lottia gigantea (owl limpet), 606 nucleotides. RefSeq lists its product as hypothetical. Bases 1 to 606 code for a protein of 201 amino acids. The transcript has 2 exons. NCBI's taxonomy places the organism in Eukaryota, Metazoa, Mollusca, Gastropoda, Lottiidae. The record is from RefSeq and is a predicted model, not a curated record.